AUGCAUCUCCAUUCCGACUUUGAUUCCCGCUUGGAGUAGAUGUAGAGUAGCCCUCUUCCCGCCUGAAUGAAGCUGCCCCCGAUGGUGGCUGACGUGUGGAAGCGUUUUGUGGUCAUGUUGUCGCUCCCGGAUCUGCUAGUUCUAGGCUGCCUGUGGGCCAGUGGCUUCUCGUUCGGCUACUACAUCAAAUCCGCCUAUGUGUACGACAAUCUGUGGCCCCACUGGUACGCCUUGGUCGGGGGGAUAGGAAUUUCGGCCUUGGCAGUGGGCUGGACCCUCAGAAAAAAGAGGAGGCAGCAGUGCAGCUACGAUCACUUCUACAUCAUCUUCUACGGGCUGUUGUGCUCGCUGAUGGGCAGUUGCUUCAUGCUUACCAGGCAGCUGGCUGUUAGCUACUACUUCAGUUUCGUGGGACUAAGUGUCCAGUACUUGGCGGGAUUCAGCUACGUGAGUCUGCGGUGCGAUGCCUCUGGAUCCAGGCCCUCCAGAAUAGCCUUUGCCAACUCCCUUUAUGCCGGUGGAAUGAGCACAGGCUUUGUGAUCUUCAACGAGAUGGAACCCCAAAGAAGUGGCCUUAUUUCUUUGGGGAUCAAUCUGCUUCUGCUUUGUUUGGUUUGCCUGAACGAGCUGCUGCAGCACGUGGGGUGCAUUAACUACAAGGAGUCUCGGGAUCUGGUGUUUAACCUUCUCAACGAGGAGCGAAUGGUCUUCUUGCCGCGCCAGGCGGUCCUGGCCCAGUUCGUGGGUCGCACCGACUACAAGUUGAAGGACAGUCGCCAGUGGCUAGUGCUGCUCCUGGGAGGAUCCUUGGUGUGCCUGCAGAAGAGCUGCCUGCUGUUCUCGCCCACCUCUAUGCAGUUGAUGUGGGGCGCCACUGUUGGGUACCUCCAGCGGACCCAGCUGUUCAUCCCCUUCGUGCUCUACGCCGGAGGCUGCAGCUUCGGCGCUCUGCUGCUGAUGCGAUACACUCCCAAGCUGGUCUACCUCCUCUCCGGCAUCAUCCAGGUAACCCUGAUAGUGGCCCUCCUCUGUAUCUUCGAUGAGGACCGAACGGAGCACUGCUUUCCGUUCCUCUGUCUCAUAUACGUGACCAUGGGGGUGCUGUCGAGCCAGGCUAUUCAAUGGCUGCUGGAGUACUCCCCUUUCCUCUACACUGAGCUGGCCCUGGCCUCGGGCUUCAUCCUGCACCUAGUUGUCCAGGAGGGCUGCAAGUACGAGGCCUACGCCACUGACACUUGGAUAGCUCUGCUCAGCGGGAGCGCAGUCACACUGGGGCUGACAGUGUUGGCCAUUUCGGCUGUGCAGUGGCUGCAGCCGCACUCCGCCAGUCUCGUGGACGUCCGCAACCGCCUGUUGGGCAUCCGGCGACUGGAGCCGCCCCCCGAGCAGACCCAGUUCUGGCACACCAACCAGUUCUUGGCCCACAACAAGCCCGCCAAUCAGCUGGAGCCCGUGCAGGUGGGUCGCAAGCGUGUAUUUCAGCAGUAUCCAAUCAGUGGAAGCGACAUCACGGACAAUCCCAAAGCAGACAGGUUCUAACCCAUUACUGUCCAGUUAAUGAUUAAUAUUCUGUAAGCUAAUAACAUUUUUCUUGUUUUAAAAGUUAGAAAAUAAAAGGUUUUCCAUCGUGAA
Molecule: messenger RNA, 1632 nt
Organism: Drosophila ananassae
Lineage: Eukaryota; Metazoa; Arthropoda; Insecta; Diptera; Drosophilidae
Exons: 2
Coding region: 67-1539 (490 amino acids)
Source: RefSeq, a predicted model, not a curated record